This is a messenger RNA of Thrips palmi, 3358 nucleotides long. Its product is annotated as proton-coupled folate transporter-like. Gene Ontology annotation, biological process: transmembrane transport. The record is from RefSeq and is a predicted model, not a curated record. The transcript is spliced from 10 exons. Bases 327 to 2153 code for a protein of 608 amino acids. Gene Ontology annotation, cellular component: membrane. Lineage: Eukaryota; Metazoa; Arthropoda; Insecta; Thysanoptera; Thripidae. Gene Ontology annotation, molecular function: transmembrane transporter activity.
CCGCGUCGUGAGCCGGCAGGGCAGGGCUACGCAGGGCUACGCAGGGCUGCAGGGCGGCGCGAGUUACAGUGCAACGUGCAACGCGGAGUGCAGGCCGACUCCAGCCUUUUGCUGCAGUACUUGGUGUACUUGGUGGACUUACUCGGCGGCCGUACUUAAGGCGACAGCGCGGGGCGACUACCAGUGGACCGGCGAGGGACUUAGUGCAAGGGCGGCGUUCAAGGGACACCAUGGCCACCGUCCUUGGGUAGAGGAGCCCCCUUGCCCUGCCGGAGCGCGCCACCGGCAAGACCGCCGCCACCACCGCCGCCGCCACCACCAGCACCAUGGCGGUGGGCGCCGUCAUCGAGGGCGUCAAGGACUCCAAGGCGGCCGGCGACUGGGAAGGCAAGGCCGCCGCCACGGACAUGAACAACAAGAACCUGGAGAAGAGCGGCGCCGCGGCCGAGGAGGCCAAGAAGGUGAAGGAGAAGGCGGAGAUCCGGCCCGGCGACUUCAGCAACUUCUGGGAGCUGUCGUUCCGGCAGAAGAUGGUCUUCGUCCGCGACAACAUCACCGUGGAGCCCAUGCUGGCCUGCUACAUCAUGCCGUCCGUGCUCGCCGCUCUGGCCACGCAGAACCUCAACCUGGAGAAGGCCUGCCGGGUCAACCUGGGCUACAGUGACGAGGUGUGCACCGCGCUUGCCGCCCGGGAGACCGCCAACUACACCCACCAAGAGAACGAGGUGCAGCAGCUGGUGGCGGGGAUGGCGGGCUGGAAGACGUUCGUGCAGAGCUCGGUGCCAGCCUUCCUCAUCCUGUUCCUGGGCGCGUGGACGGACCGCCAAGGUCGCCGCAAGCCCUGCAUGCUCAUGCCCAUCGUGGGCGAGUUCCUCACCAGCAUCGGCCUCAUCGUCUGCACCUACUUCUUCUACGAGCUGCCGAUGGAAGCAGCAGGGCUGGUGGAGUCGGUGUUCCCCGCGCUGACGGGCGGCUGGUUCACCAUGUUCAUGGCCGUGUUCAGCUACGUGGCCGACGUGACGGACAAGGACUCCCGCACGCUGCGCAUCGGCAUCGUCAACGUCUUCUGCUCGCUGGGCAUCCCCAUCGGCAUGGCGCUGUCGGGGGUGCUCUACAAACGCAUCGGGUUCUACGGCGUGUUCUCCGUGUCCGCCGUCAUGUACCUCUUCAGCUUCUGGUACGGCUUCUUCAUGAUCAAGGAGGAGCCGCGGAAGAAGUCCAAGGAGGCCGCGGAGAAGGAGGCCCUGUCCGGGGACCGGCCGUCCCUCUACAGGAGGCUCGUCGACUUCCUCAAGGACUUCUUCGACAUGAAGCACAUCCAGGAGACGUUCCGCGUCGCCUUCAAGGAAGGCGAGAACAUGCGCAAGCAGCGCGUCAUCCUGCUCAUGAUCGUCGUCAUGGUUGUCAUCGGCCCCAUGCACGGCGAGAUGACCGUUAUGUACCUGUUUACGAGACUGAGAUUCAACUGGAACGAGGUGGACUUCAGCAUCUUCUCCACCUACGGCAUGGUCACCAACCUCAUCGGGACCAUCAUCUCGGUGGGCGUGUUCAGCCACCUCCUGGGCGUGGACGACGCCAUCAUCGGCAUCAUGUCGUGCAUGUCCAAGAUCCUGAGCGGCUUCCUCUACGCCUUCGCCACCACCACGUGGAUGAUCUACCUCGCGCCCCUCGUGGACAUGGUCAACGGCACAUCCUUCAUCGCCAUGAGGUCCAUCGCGUCCAAACUCGUUCCCCCGGAUGAACUGGGCAAAGUGAACUCGCUGGUGGGCGUGUGCGAGGCCCUGAUGCCGCUCGUGUACGGGCCCAUGUACUCGUCCGUGUACCAGGCCACCAUGACCACGGUCCCCGGCGCCUUCUUCCUGCUGGGCGGCGCGCUCACGGCGCCGGCCAUCGUCAUCUUCGGGUGGAUGUACACGGUGCACCGCAAGGAGCGGCUGGGCCUGCUGCCGAAGCCCAACGCCAAGGACGCCAAGGACGCCGAGGGCUGCGUCAACAUGGGCUUCGAGGAGGAGAAGAAGGGCGGCCUGCUCACCACGGGCGACGUGUUCCUGCGGGCGUCCUGGCGGGAGAAGCGCUACAGCGGCAACAACAACACCUUCAACGCCAACCACCUGGCGCCGCUGCCCUCCUCCCUCGAGGUGCCGCCCAAGUAGGCCCACCCCUCCCGCUGGCUGAGGCCGCCGACGAGGACGCUGUCGAGGACGCCGUCGAAGAGGCCGUCGAAGGACGCCGUCGAAGAGGCCGUCGAAGAGGCCGUCGAAGAGGCCGUCGAAGAGGCCGUCGAGGACGCCGAGUACCGAGUCGGAUUCCGACGCCGCGUGUCCGCGCCCCGCUGCGGGCUGUGCGUGUCGACUGUCGCGCCCUCUGGCGUGCAUACGGGUAACCGAGGACCUCCCCGCGGACCUGGAGCCGGCCCAGGUCUCCGCCCAGGUCUCGGUCCAGGCCGGCGGAAGCGGUUUAGUUCGGUGGUUCGUCUUGUGAUGACCCGCGCGAGGGUUGCGCCGUGUUUCAACUUUUCCAAAUGCACUCCACCGUGACCACAGUGUUAGGCGGUGGUGAGAUGCCGACAGGUUCGUCCCUGAACCACGUGCCGACUCAGCGCUGUGAUACUUUUUGUUAAGUCUUAAUCGAUGGAUUCGGAUGGAGUGUGAGAUCACUCUGUUCCUGAGAAGGGUUGGCGCGUUGAUUCCUCCGUCCAGGCAGGCAGACUUUCGUUAGCGGAAAGAACAAACACAAAAAUGGGGUCAAAGUGUCGCUUGCAGUGACGCCGCUCUCCGCUCAGGAGGACGAGGCAGUGGCACUUAGCGACGUCCUCGCGCCGCGUUCCCUCCCGGCCUGUUCUUUGGGAAAGGCCGUGGACGGGGACGACGAGGACGUGUGCCUCUGUCAGCAGCACCAAAUUCUGCUGGCAACUCAGAGUCUGUUUCCAUAGGAUGCAUAAUGUGAUAGUAGGUUAAAGAUAAUGUGAUGUAGCCCCGUUCCCGACUCCGCCGUACAUUCAAUUCAGUGAGAUCAGCUUGCCACACUACUUAUGUAUUGUUCUUAUGUAUUACGUUUUUGUUGUGCACAAUUCAUAUAACAUCGGUCUCCUUCUUAACGACCCGUGCGCCUCAUCAUCUUUCGUUACUAGAUUCAGGACUGUUUUCAGGUUUAACUUUGUGCCUUACAUCCUUCUCUCUUUCUUUUUUGUAAAUAGUGUGCGUAUAAAUUUGUGGUUUCAAACUAGAGACUUGAUUUAAAUUUUGUACAUUUUGUAUAUUUUGUAUAUCUGAACACAUCCAGUGAUAAAACACUAAAUCUUCGUUUUAUUUCACUCUGGUAACAAUGUAUAUAGCUAAUAAAACAGAAAGCCAACUGA